Messenger RNA from Rotaria sp. Silwood1, 414 nucleotides. The record is from the annotation of a GenBank genome assembly. NCBI's taxonomy places the organism in Eukaryota, Metazoa, Rotifera, Eurotatoria, Philodinida, Philodinidae.
AUGGAAGCUAUUAAACCUGUAUUUGAUGAACUUGCUUCGAAAGAAAGUUUAAAACGUGUGCUGAAUGGAUCCAGUCAAAAUCCUAAUGAGUCAUUUCAUUCACUCUUAUGGAAUAUGGCUCCUAAGAACAGAUUUUGUAGUGGAACUAUUAUUGAUGUUCGUCUUGGGUUGGCUAUUAUGAUAUAUAACGAUGGUUACUUAUCUAUUGGCGAAAUAUUACAUGAACUUCUAGGUGAAAUGGGUCAUUUUUCUUAUAUUGCAUUUGAUCGCAUGAAUAAACAACGGUUAAAAAAAGAAGCACAAUGGAGAAAGAGAAGAGGACAACAAACAGGUGAUGAUGAAGAUACAGACAAUGAUAAGGACGAAGAGAAUGAUGAUGAUACAGCUGAAGACUAUCAAUCUGGCGCAUAUUGA